This is a messenger RNA of Symbiodinium natans, 1113 nucleotides long. NCBI's taxonomy places the organism in Eukaryota, Dinophyceae, Suessiales, Symbiodiniaceae. The record is from the annotation of a GenBank genome assembly.
AUGGCCCGCCGACCUGCAUCAGCUGCUGCUCCUGUGAGACGAGGGCCACAGAUCACACAGACGAACAUCUGGCAGUAUGGGGCGGAUGUGGAGAUUCCGCUCUCUUCAGGGGCAGUGGGCGCAGUGCCCGGAAUCGUGUACGCGCCGAGGAGGCAGCCUGAACAGAUCCUGAUCAUGGCUCCAGGAAGCAAUGGUGGAAUGGGUCCAGGGGUCGAUGUGGCCGACCGGGGUUUGCCUCUGACAAAAAGGACAUCCAGAGCUGCUCGCAACUCCAUCUACGCCCGGCUUGGUGCCAGCUUCGCCAGCGGUGUGAACCUGGACUUUGAUGGAGAGCCGAUGGGAGAGCCGAUGGGCCGUGAAAAUGGCCAAAAUGGCCAAAAUGGCCCAAUUUGUGCCUGCCUUCAAAUCUCCUGGCGUCAUUGCGUCGGUGGUGUGGCGUGGCCGAAGCGCAGGCUAAAGCACCUCCGCUCCUUGCAAAUUGCAGCGGAUGAUGUGGUGGCAGCUGUGUCUUUCAUGAGAGAUCGCUACGGCCCGCUGCCGGUAGUUCUCAUUGGCUUCUCGUUUGGCGGCCCCGCUGUGUGGGCUGCAGCGUUGCGCUGUGAGGUGCAGGGUGUCGUUGCGCUUGCAUCGUCUGCUCGUGGAGGCCAGCGCUUCGAGCAAGCGGGCUUGGACACCGAAGCUGGCGUGAGGGCCAUGGUGCAUCGAAGCACGCCUGUCCUGUGGCUGCAUGGGCUGGCGGACCGCAACGUAGAUCCCGCAGUUACUGCGCACUUUUCAGCCAUAGCUGAAAAACACCAGGAAGCGGCCGCUACGACCUCCAAUCUCACGGUUUGCAUGGUAAGAGCAUGCGGUCACAUGUUUGACUGCAGCCGGAUCUUGGCUUACCAGGUACUGCGGGCUUGGCUCAUCUCUGAGUAUGGUGGGCCACCGCUACCUCACUGUCUUGGCCUUGAAGUCGAGCCUAUGCUUCGUCAAGAUGGUGGAUUUGCUCCUAAAGGCAAUCGCCGGCUCAAGCUGCUGCUCAGCUCGAGAGCCAGAGCGGAGGUCUUGGACCUCCCUGAGGUGAACCGAGACAAGUUACGCAAGAAGCACGUCAAGGGCUACAGCGAGUGA